UAAUUAAGAUGAAUAAAAAGACGACUCAUAAUCCAAUUCCAAGUGGGACAAAGACACUCCAGGACAUCUUGCCAGAGGCCCAGCACUCAGGAAGAACACCUGGGACAAGGACAUUGAAGAAAAAACUCGUUGUACGGGACGCAGCAAGCGACCGGGAAGCCCUCAACAAGAUUGAUCAAGAUAUGAACAAGCUUAAGAUAGAUGAGCUAGAUCUUGAUGAAGAGGAUGAGAGAGACUCCCUCAUCCUCAGACUUCAGGAGGUCAACGAAAAACUCAAGUUCAAGCUCAAAGAUCUAGAAGUUAUUGUAGAGAAAACUGUAGAGAAAGCCUACCUCACUGGCAAGGAGAAGGACGACGGUGAAGAUGAGUCUGUCAAGGAGAAAGACAGACAGAUUCGUGAGUACCAAGCUCAUAUUGAGGUGGCUAAGAAGAACAUCAAGAAGCUCAAAAGCAGGCUUAAUGCUCUUACGAAUAUGGACAAAAUGACACAAGCUAGUAAUGAACUCAGAGAUGUACAAAGGAAGAGGAAAGAACUGGAGGACCAAGUCAAGAUGCUCCAGAAAUACCAGAACAAAGCUUUGAAGAGUAAGGCUCAAGACACUGAGUACGAAGAACAAAUUGAUAGACUUUCAAAGGAGCUUAAUACUCUGAGAGAACACUACAAGAAGAUGGCAGUAGAGAACAAGGAAAAGGAGGCUGUUCAGAAGGAACACCACACCAGAUUUGUAGAUGCUAGAGAGAAGAAUUCCAAAUUGAAAAGGAUCUUGAUCGCUGUGAAGAACAACAAAGAUCCCUUUGCAGAUCUUCACAACCCUGAAGGAGAAGUUGAGAGCAAGAAAAAGGAAGUCGAAGCUUACGAAUCAGCUAUUAAGGCAGAAGAGAAGAGGCAUAAGCUCAAGCUUAAGAAAAUGGAGGAAGAUCGUCUCAAAGUCGAGACCGAAAUCCAGGAGCUUAAGGACCAAAUUGAAGAAGCUGAGAAGGAGAAUAAAGAGACCGCAGAUAAGAUCCGUAACAAGAAGAAGCUAGUCAUUGUCAAAAGAGAAGCAGCUGAAAAAAACAGGCUGGAAGAAAUAAGAAAAGCUGAAGAAGAAAAACAAAGACUUGAAGAGGAAGUGAGAAGAAAGAUUGAGGAAGAAAAGGAAAAAGAACUUAAAGAGAAGAGAAAACUUGAGGGAAAAGGAUCAAAUAAGGAUAGUGACAGUGAUGAAGAAAAGAAAUCAAAAGAUGUACAUUUCUAUGAUAAUAAGAAGUCUGAUGGAAGUAAAUCAAGAGACGGAAGUAAAUCAAGAGACGGAAGUAAAUCAAGAGAUGGAAGUAAAUCAAGAGAUGGAAAGAAAAAGUCUAAGAAGAAGGACUCUAAGAUGUCUAGAUCAUCUAAAAGAUCAAGAGAUAGCACUCCUGAAAAAAGAUCAAAAAGAAAAAGUAUGGGAAAUAGUCCAAUCCCAGCUUCAAAGAAAGCGAAAUAAUUUACUAAGAAUCAUUAUCC
This is a messenger RNA of Moneuplotes crassus, 1486 nucleotides long. The record is from the annotation of a GenBank genome assembly. NCBI's taxonomy places the organism in Eukaryota, Ciliophora, Spirotrichea, Euplotida, Euplotidae.